Messenger RNA from Petromyzon marinus (sea lamprey), 6271 nucleotides. Its product is annotated as protein mono-ADP-ribosyltransferase PARP14-like. Gene Ontology annotation, molecular function: transcription corepressor activity; NAD+ poly-ADP-ribosyltransferase activity. Gene Ontology annotation, biological process: negative regulation of gene expression; protein poly-ADP-ribosylation. Gene Ontology annotation, cellular component: cytoplasm; nucleus. The record is from RefSeq and is a predicted model, not a curated record. Lineage: Eukaryota; Metazoa; Chordata; Hyperoartia; Petromyzontiformes; Petromyzontidae.
ACCGCGCGCGUGUACGCGCGUCACGGCUGAGCCAAGUGUAAACUUCCCCUUUCUCGGUUUCGUUUUCGCUGUCGAAAGUGGGAAGGGUGCUGGGCUGGGUGCGGAUGCGCCAACGUCGUUCCAAUUUAUUCCCAUUACAUUUUCACGUUAACACUCGAACGCUCCACCACCGCCUUUAGCCCACCUUGCAGCAGCAGCGCAACAUCUCGCGACCAGGGGCUCCUGCUGCAACUGCUGCUGCUGUAUGUUGAACUUCAUUCGCACCGCGCAUAGCCUACCGUGCUAGUCGGAGGUGCCGAUACUGCUGCUGCGAUGGAAGGCUGCAGCGGCAGCAACGAGGUUGACGUGAGAGGCCUCCCAGCCCUAGACAAAGCCGUGGAGGCGAAGCUCCUCAAAUACUUCCAGAGCAAGCGGCUGUCGGGGGGAGGCGAGUGCGAGGAACUCACGCGGCUGCCUGGCGGAGGAGUCCGCCUGCGCUUCAAGGAGAGAGAAGCAAUGGAGAGGGUACUGGCGAGAAGCAAGCACUCGCUGGAGCUCAACGAGCAGCAGUACCUGCUGGAGGUGCGUCGGGCUGGUGACGAGUGCCUGGUAAAGCCCAAACCCAUCGGAUCUGCUGCUGUGAAGGUGGAGCCGACUUCUGCCAAAACGAUGACCCCUGACGUGUGUCCAAAAUUGCCCCCGUCCGGAAUUAAAGUGGACAAAGUAGCGCAUCUGGACAAGGAUUUUGUGUCUAUGUAUUUUGAAAGCGAAAAGCGGUCUGGUGGGGGAGACAUUGCAAGCAUGGAGGAGGAGGCCGAAUGUUGGAUCAUCACUUUCGAAGACCCCACAGUGGGGGAGCGGGUGCUGAAGCGGAAGCAUUCCCUGAAGGGACACGAGCUAAUGUGCGUUAGCUUUGUGGGUGGGCCGAUGGCGGCGGUGCAGAGAUCACCAGAGUAUCUGGACCCAUGGAGGGUUCUGCUGAGUGGCUUCACGGCUCCCAUGAACGUGGACAUACUGAGGAUGUUCGUCGAGAACUGCAGUGGCACCCAAAAUUUCCAACUUCACGAGACGGACGACGAACACUGCCGAAUCGUCACUUUCUUCGAUGAUAUCAACAUGGAGUAUUUCAUCAAUUGCUGCAAAGUGAGAGGUUUCGCAAACGUCGUCAUCAGGGCGGAGCAGCUUCCCAUCACGAAGGUGGUGCGCAUCGAGAACCUCAAAGAGGAGGGGAGCGAAGAUCACCUCAUGCUUUACUUGGAGAACAGAUGCGGGCCUAACGUUCAGGUGGAGGCGGCAGAACGUGGAUCGACGGCCGACACAGCACUGAUACACCUGUCCAGUGUGCAAGAUGUUGAGAAGGUCCUGAAUGGAAAGUGGACCUUCAAAGGAAAAGCUCUCACGGCCCACCGUUACUAUGAGAAGCAUCGGUUGGCAUUAAUCUCUUUGGACGCGGAAGAAAUUGAGCUUCCGAAUCCUCAGACCAUUUCGGUGGAACCGCGCUUCAUGGAAUUCAUUCUGAAACGCCCUGACGAGUUCGAUGAGCUCUUGGCGCAGAACAAAGCGACAUUUCUGUGGGAUAACCAACGUUCCCCUCAGGUCCUGCAAGUCGCACCAGCCUUGUCUCUCCGCACGUCGAGUUACGUUGUGCGUAAAAAAUGGCCGCAAGAUAUUUGUGAACAUAUCCAAUUAUUUCUCGGCAGGUAUUCCCACCACUCUGAGCGAGUGAAUGCACACAUAUUCGACGACCUGGCUUCGAAGAUUCUCCGAUGCCAAACGGACACCGUUGAGAUUACUUCGGAUGAGAGGGACAGUCGGGUUGAUGUCAUCGGUCCAAAGUCCGAGGUGGAAGCUGUCGUGAAGCAGUUGUCCACACUCAAAGAGAGCCUGAUGGCAGAGCUGGACAAAAUACAAAACCUAGCACAGUUCCAAUUAACUAUGAAACAGGGUUGCUUGGAUCUGAUGAGACAGAGCACAUACGACACAAAACUACAACAACAAUUCCCCGAAGUUGACAUGCGCCAGGACCUGCAAAAAAACACCGUGGCUCUCAAAGGACCCAAGGAAGUUUGUACGGCAAUGUACACCAGGCUUGUUCAGUUGUGUAUGCAGUUUUCUUUUACGCAAUUGAAUGUUUCCCAAGAACUUAAGUCCUUCAUUCUGGGCCUAAACCAUGACGAUUUCGUUCAAAAUACAUUCAUCAGGGAAGGGAUAAAGGCCACGAUUGAUGACAGGGAAGGUGACGUCAUGGUGAUUGGAGCGAGCGUUGAAGAUAUGACCAGAGCGGUUGGAGCGAUUGGUAAAGCGCUAGUAGACACUAAAGUCCAAUUCACACAGGACUUUGACAUAAAACAGCACGGAAGUGAUUGGGAAGAAUUCUUGGGAAGUCUUAGAAGCAGUGAUGUCCACGAUGGUCUUACCGGAGCCGAUAAAGUCUCUUUUGAAGUGCAUUGUGAUAAGCAGGUUGACAGGGAAGUAGUUAUCGUGGGACUGAGUGACGUCACUGAUGGGGUCGUACAAAAAGUAAAAAAAUUCAUCGCUGAUCACUCAACCGAAACCGUGUUUAUUCCAAUCAAUUCAAAGGGAGUCCUGAAAUACAUUGAUAAAUUUAGUGACCUGCACAGCCAACUACCAGCAGUUAGCAAGCUCAUAAAAGAAGAGAAAAGCGAUCAAAAGAUCGGCUACACAGUUACUCUGAUGGCUAAAGACAAGGAUGAGGUGGUCAAACAUUUUAACAGUCUCUCUAAGAGCAUUGUCUCGAAAAAGAAGUGCAUUCAAAAGCCAGGAGGUGCCAAUUUUUUACACGACAGGGGCACCAUAUUCUUGGAAUUCUUGGAGUUGAGAAACAAAUCCAUUAUUAUGAUAGAGCCACGAGAAGAACAACAGGAGACCUGGCAGAAUGCCUUCAGGGCUGAAACACCACAUGGUGUUUCAGCCAUUAAUGGAAUCACAGUGUCUGUCGAGAAGGGGGAGAUGCAGCUUCGACAUGCGGACGCGAUGGUCAAUACCGUGGAUAAAAACCUGAAGAUCGUCGGUCACCUGUCCAAGACGUUGGUGGACGUGGGUGGCCAAAUCAUUCAGAGUGAAAGAGAUAAGAAAGUCGCUUCAAACAGAGGCCCAUUCAAAUCAGGAGACGUGGUGCUCACGGGCGCGGGGACGCUGCCAUGCAAGUUCCUGAUCAAUGUGGUUGGCAUCAAGUGGGAUGUCCAUCAGCCACCGACUCCGAUGCUGAACGGCCUGAAGCACUCGGUCACCCAGAGCCUGAAGCUCGCUGCGGAAAUGAAGUGCCAGUCCAUCAUAAUCCCCGCCCUUGGCACCGAGAGGCGCUUUGGCUUCCCACUCGCGCUGUGCUGCGAGGCAAUCACUGCAGCGGUGGGAGGUUUCUGCGAGAGGCAUUUGGAGGAGCCAACGUCGGUACGGCGCGUGGAGCUGAUGAGCAUCGACAACGCCACGGUGAUGGAAUUCAAGAAGUGUUUGAGGAGUAUUCACGAUGGGGGUGAUCGCAGACCCGUUGCCAGAGGCGAACUGCCGCUGAAUGCUGCAGAGAGCGAGGAAUCGUUGGCUAAACAUCGUCAUGGGCGCGAAGCGAGUGCCAGUCGCGUGCCUCACGAUGCUCAGCAAUCACCACCUGGACCCGAUUACAAACAACAGCAACGAACAAAUACGAUGACACACCUGCAGUCGAAUGUGUAUAAAACCAAGUCUGGACUGAGCAUGAACGUUGUGAAAGGAAAUAUAGAGAACGAAAUGGCAGACGUGAUCGUCAACACGGUCUCCAACAACCUCGACCUGUCUCAAGGCGCCGUUUCUGCAGCGCUCCUUAAGAAGGCUGGGCAACUACUGCAAGAUCUCACCUGGAAGGUUUCAAAAAGGAAAACGCUCGCGGACGGAGACGCCAUGGCUGUGAGAUGGAGUCAGCCCACCCUGUCCUGCAAAGAGGUCUACCACACCGCCUGUUGUCGAUGGAACUCGAAAAAUGCCACAAAGGUUUUGGAGCAAAUCAUCUCAACUUGCCUCAACAUGGCCAGCAAAUCAAACUAUGGCACCAUCGCCUUCCCGGUCAUCGGCACCGGUUUCCUGCAAUUCCCUAAGGAGGUCACCGCUGAAGUAUUUUUCUCCGAAGUGAAACGCUUUGGCAAACGCAACCCCCGGUCAUCACUUACAGCAGUGAGGAUCGUCGUGCACGGGCAGGAUGAGGAGGUGUUCAGAGCGUUCAUGGCACAAAUGCAAAAGGAAAAAGAAAAAAGCGCGAGCAAGACAGAAUCGUCAGCAAGCGGCGAGGCCCUCCAUGUGCCGAGCCCACAAGAUGCAGCACAGUCGCGAGACAGCCAACAGGAUGACUUCUACACAAAUCUGAUAGAUCCCGGACUGGGAUCGCUGCAGAUGAACUUCGGGAAGGGGAAAGUGCUCAUAAAGCAUGGGAACAUCGUCAAGGAGGACACCGAGGCCAUCAUGAACGUGACCAACAGCUCGUGCAGCAUCAAAACGGGUGUCUGCGGCGAAAUUCUGAAGGCGGCUGGAGAGAGAGUACGGGAAGAGUUUUUGCGAAAAUGUCAGGGAGCCUAUAACGGGGUGGUCGUGACCGACUCUGGAGAUUUGCAUUUGAAAAAAAUCAUCCACCUUAUUUUUGCCAAGGAUCUCUUCACCAAGCAAGUCUACAAUGCAUUGGUUGUGUGUGAAGACGUCCAACUGAAGUCCAUUGCUCUGCCAGCUGUUGGAACAGGCGCGGGCGGCUUAAACCCGCAUGAAUCAGCGACCAUCAUCCUGGACGCCAUCGCGGAGUUUUACGUCCAGAAGAAGCCCAAAAGUCUCAUGGAAGUGAGAGUUGUGGUGUUCAUGGAGGAGAUGCUGCAGGACUUCCAUCGGGAGCUACUCAACAGACAGUCCAAACCCGCACCAUUGCAAAAGGGAAUUAUGUCCACUGUGACAAGAAAUUUUCAGUACAUGACAUCGCUGAUGUCCGGGGGGGGCAGCGAAGCCCAACGGGAAAUUCAGCCAGUGUCAUUUGAGAUCGAGCCAGUGCACGUGCAGGUGUACUCUGCCACACUGGAGAACGUGGAGAACGUGUUCAUGGAGAUUGAAAAGAAAAUGACGACCGAGGAGAGCAAGCUGGAGUUGAGGGACGCCAUCAUCGGGGAGAUUUACGCCAAGGCGGGGGACGAGAUCAACGCGCUACAGAAGAAGCACCAGGUCGUGAUCCGGGCGGUCGCGGGCGACUGCUUGAAAAUCCACGGCAACAUCACGGACGUGAGCCAAGUGGCGCUGGAGCUGCAGGCGAUGAUCAACAAGGCGAGGGAGAGGAGGCAGCACGCCGAGGAGGAAGAUAAGCUAGCGGAGGCCGUGACGUGGAUGUUCCUUGGCGAGGACGAGGAGUUCACCCCCUUCUCGAAAGCCGACAAUGUCGCUCUGGAGAAGGCCCUGCGCAGGGACGAGCGGCGCGUUUCCAUUCGAGGCCAAGAGGUGCUCGUCGACUUCAGCAGAAUGAAUGUGACCUUUGAACGUGGGAAGACGUUCAGGGUUAAGCGGGUGACGCCUGCAGAUGACAUUCCUCUUCACUGGGCAGACGAGAACGAGCUGGUGAAUCAGCGAGUCCUCAUCGAAGUCUUAAAGUGCUCCUCCAAAGCAUACCAGCAAAUCGAAAAGGAAUUCAGAAAGUCCCUGGGAAAAGUUUCGCAACAGCCCGGAUUUAAAGUUGUACAGAUUUUAUCGGUGCAGAAUCGCGAGCUGUGGAAUCUGUACACGACGAAGAAAAGGGACAUGGAAAACGCGGACAAAGCGUCUCCAUUGAAGAUGCCCGUGGAGAAGAUUCUCUUCCACGGGACGGCCCUCGAUACCUGCGAGAAAAUUAACGCCAACGGCUUCAACAGAAGCUACUGCGGCAAAAACGCCGUGGCCUAUGGCAACGGAGUCUACUUUGCGGUGAGUGCGAUGUACUCCGCGCGCGACACGUACUCCCCACCGGACUCCGACGGCAUCAAAUACGUCUACCGGGCACGCGUGCUCACGGGCAACUACACGGCGGGCAGUGUGGGCAUGCUCGAGCCUCCGCCCAAGGAUCCCAUCGUCAACUCGGUGCUGCUGUACGACAGCGUGGUUGACAACACCAGCCGGCCGUCGAUGUUCGUCAUCUUCAAUGACAAUCAAGCUUACCCUGAACAUAUUAUUAAGUUCAAGGUACUGUCGUCAUCAUCAUAAAAUUCAUAACGGGGAGUUUUUUGUUGUUGCUGUUGUUGGGUUAAACCGCUUAAGUAUAAAUGCGUCGUUAAGCCCGCCACCACCGCCCGACACAAUUGGU